AGCUUCUCAGUUUGGGGCGUGGCUUUUGCCACCCAACGGUCUCAUUGGUGGAGGCGGCGUCCUCGGCUGUCGGUUUUACGCUGCUCUCGGCGAAGAAUUCUCUCUUUUGACGGAGGAACGUUUCUACGAGGGCACUAUGCUUCCGUCUCUGCACUACCUCUGUCAGCGUAUGCUCCGUAUACCCAUAGCCAGUGUGGGUGUGGUACGUAGAUAUUUAUCCUGGGAAAACGAGCAGCGGUGCAGAGGGCUGCUAGAGAAAUCCACGGUCCGGUACAGAAAAGAAACUAUGGGGGCAGCUGUGCUGGUAUCUCUGUGCUCCGUGGCUGGGGAACCAGCGAUCCUGUACACACUGCGUUCCAACACUCUGAGCGGUUUAUACAAAGGGCAAGUCAGUUUCCCAGGUGGUAAACGUGAUGACUCUGACCAAGAUGCCAUCACCACAGCACUGCGGGAGACUCAUGAAGAGCUGGGCAUACAGUUAAAGGAGGACUGUGUCUGGGGAAUCAUGAGACCUAUUCCUGAUAAGACUAAUAUGAUUGUGGCUCCUGUACUAGCAAACCUGGGGCCUUUGGAGGACCUGACACUGAAACCUAACCGCCAAGAGGUUGAGGCUGUCUUCACACUGUCUUUCUCCCACUUGCUACAAGAAAAGAACCAGGGCUACACCCAUUACUGCCGUGAUGGUAUCUACCGCUACACAUUGCCUGUCUUCUUGCAUGGCCCUCACCGUGUAUGGGGUCUUACAGCAAUCAUAACAGAGCUGACUCUGGAGUUGCUAGCACCAGGAAAGUACUGCAGGCGGACUUAUGUCAUGGGUCAGCACUGACUUUUGGCUCAAAUUCACACUUGGAUCUCUAAGAUCUCUUUCUGUUUUCCAUAUUUGUCAAAGGACUUUAUAGAAUUGAUGAUCUCAUCAGCCAAGUGCUGCUCCUUUUCCUUGUCAUAAGACUCUUCAAAACUCAGGUCAGCUCAGUUCUGAAUAACAAGAAGAAAGCCGUUUAUCUCUCCAGCUCACUACCUCAGAAGACAACUAUUACAUUAUUGGCACAAAGCAAUGACGAAAUAUCUAUCUAGUUUACUGUUGUUACCUGAAUAAAACAAGGACACUUGAAACCUUACGCAGGUUUCUGUUUUGGCAGGUAUAUGUGUUGUACAAAUAAAACAUAGGUUUUAACCUCAAAGAGAUCCUAGAACUGCAUUCUAGGCUUGCUUAUUUGGUAAUGGCAAUAACUGCGUAAAUGAAUGAUAAGAGGAGCAUUUGUCAAAGAAAGCACUGACCUUUAAGGUACCCAAAUAAUAAGUGCCAGCCAUCCAGGUUAGGAUACAAAUUUGUGAAUGAAUAUUGAUCCCUAUUUUUUCACAUCUCCACUAUUUCCUUAUCAUGUGGAAUUUCUUUUUAGGGCUUUGUGCUGAUUUAACAAAAUCUGCAUUUCAAGAACAGAUGUAUAUAAAUCAAAGUUGUAUGCAAGAAAUAGUAUUUAUUUAUGUUGUUAAAUCAGAAUAAAUCUGAGAUUGUUUGGAAUAUAGGGAGUCUAAUCAGUUCUUAGUUUUUUGAGACACAGAACAUUUUUAUUCUGCCCUUCCUACUCUCUAAAACAAGAGCAUGAAUAAUAUAUUGCUACCCUAAGGAAACAUAAUUCUCAUUAGGGUUAUAGCACAUAUUGUAGAACAAGGCAUUUUAUAAGAUACUUGCAAAUUGGUAAAACCUGAGUUGUGUAGCAAUCUGAAUUAUUCUGGGUGUGUGUGUGUGUUCAUACAGAGGGGACAAUAUAUUGAUUUCACCUUAGCUUUUUCCCAAUAUGUAGCAGACAAUGAUAUAAUUAAAAUUAAACUGGUUCAAAUAUUUAUUUGAUGUAACAACAAUUCAGAGUUGAUGACAGGAAUUAUGGAGAUGAUGCAUAUUUCUGAACAGAGGUUGACACCAAAAAUGUUAGUAUCCUUCAAAAGAAUGUUGGUGGAUUCAGAGAGAGCCUGAAAAUAAAACUGUAGAAGUGUA
Messenger RNA from Ahaetulla prasina, 1996 nucleotides. RefSeq names its product nudix hydrolase 8 (gene NUDT8). NCBI's taxonomy places the organism in Eukaryota, Metazoa, Chordata, Lepidosauria, Squamata, Colubridae. The coding region runs from base 137 to 826 and encodes 229 amino acids. The record is from RefSeq and is a predicted model, not a curated record. Gene Ontology annotation, molecular function: coenzyme A diphosphatase activity. The transcript has 5 exons.